UUUACCUUGCGUUGCCUUGCUUCAACAAAAGAGCGAAAAACAAGUGGAAUCUCCUUAGUAUUUCGCCCAGCCCUCUCGUAGCCUUUCUAAAACGUGCUCGGUUGCAGCAGAAGCUUCAGCAAGGGAUUAGGAAAACCAGAUAAAGAGCAUUGCAAACAUUGUCUCGGCGUUUGCAAACAGGUGUUUUUUUUCCUGUUGUGGCUGCGCAUUAAGCUUCAUUCACGACUAUCUGCCUACUCGACUCUCCAUGUAGUUUAGUGGGAUGAUGCAAAACCGCUUAUAGAGAAUGUGUCUGUGCGUAUUUGUUGUGUUGCCGAGAAAAUGACACAGGUGGAGGACCAUGCGAUGCGCUGUGGUGAAACUCUUUGUGCAGCAUCAGAGUGGAACGCGUGCCUUUUAUUUUUUGUUGAGUAUCACUUUUUCUCGGAGAUACAGCGCACAAUUUCCGAAUAACGCCCAAAGUCAUGAAAAAAGAUCCAUCUGGACGUCAUCUAACUGGCUUUACAGCACCACGGGGACUUUUUUGUAAUUACCGACUGUAGCCAAUUUUGCACAUUCCUCGCUAUUUACCGAAUUCGUUUUAGUUACUGACGACUGUUACCACUGCGCCGGGACGUUUUCCUUCAGAAUCCAGUUCGCUGGAUUCAGGAAGGGUGAUUUUAUUCAGUUUACUCUGGAAGUUUUUCCCAGAGCGCUGUCAAACUGGCCAUGGCUGCAGCAAUCGCCAGCUCCCUUAUUCGGCAGAAAAGGCAGGCGAGGGAGCGGGAGAAGUCCAAUGCCUGCCGCUGCGUUAGCAGCCCCAACAAAACCAAGGGAGGCUGUGAAAAGCCGAGUCGACUGAGCGUGUUUUCCCGGGUCAAACUCUUUGGCUCCAAGAAGAGGCGAAGGCGGCGACCAGAGCCCCAGCUGAAGGGGAUUGUGACAAAGCUGUACAGUCGACAGGGUUUCCACCUGCAGCUACAGGCAGAUGGAACCAUUGAUGGGACGAAGGAGGAGGACAAUGGUUACACCAUGUUUAACCUUAUUCCAGUGGGGCUGCGAGUGGUGGCCAUCCAGGGGGUGCAGACUAAACUCUACCUGGCCAUGAACAGUGAGGGCUACCUGUACACAUCAGAACACUUUACGCCGGAGUGCAAGUUCAAGGAGUCAGUGUUUGAGAACUAUUAUGUGACAUACUCCUCCAUGAUCUACCGCCAGCAGCAGUCGGGCAGGGGCUGGUACCUCGGUCUGAACAAAGAAGGAGAAAUCAUGAAGGGGAACCAUGUCAAGAAGAACAAGCCAGCAGCCCACUUCCUCCCCAAACCUCUGAAAGUGGCCAUGUACAGAGAGCCGUCCCUCCAUGACUUGACAGAGUUCUCCCGCUCCGGCAGCGGCACACCCACCAAGAGCCGGAGUGCCUCAGCUGUGCUCAACGGAGGCAAAGCCGUGAGCCAGAAUGAGUCCACGUAGCCCGGCCACCAAACCCAGGCCUGGGGCAGAACCACGAAACCUUACCUCCAGCAGAGCGUGAAUCCAAACAGACUUCUCUCUCCAAUCAGCGGUUCAGGACUAGCUACGACAACAAACCACACCACACACCCACACACCACCAGUCACUAUCUAUUAGGUACCAUCCUGUUCAGUCUUUGUUUCCUUCUCAACACAACAUCAGUAACAAGACAGUUAACGACACAUGCGCCAUUCUGGAAUAGAAAAAAAAAAUGUUGAAAAAUGACUUUCUUUUGGGCUUGCGAUUUAUUUCUUCUUCUUGGUCACUCUUUUCUGUUGAUGACCGUGUACCAGUUAGCUCAUCUUUAAGUUGUUUUAUUUUUCUUUAUUUCCUGUGGACAAUAACUUUUUUUCGUAGGUCAUAUAGACACCAACCACUCGUGCAUCUGUCAGACAGGGACAGGGAGGUAGACAGGUAGGCAGCCAGUAAUGGUGCUGGUCGACAAGGCUGCAGAGGUACAGUAGAGUACCCCUGUUCUCUGUCUCGUCCAUGCUUCUGUGAAUAUGAAGCCUAUAACCUCCCUGGUGCGGCGCAGCCUGGCACUGCUGGGAUUGUGGCCAGCCAGACGGUAGCUCUCCUGCGUCCUAGUGCACACGCUCAGACUGAGCUCUCUAGCAUGGGAAAAUAAAGCCUAUGUUCAGCUGACCUGAAAUAUGAGGGGCAGCGUGGCUCCUGCAGUUUUUUGUUUUUCUUUUUUCCGAGAUGCCACAGCUGCACCUUGCUUUUGCUAAUUUUAUGAAUUAGCUGAGAGCUUUUUAUUCGUUAACAGAUUUUUGUUUUUUUUUCCCCCCUCUUGUGCUCUUCCUUUGCCCCUCCUCGGUAUUUGUGUUGUUGUUGCUGUUUCACCAUUGAAAGGGGUUCCAGCACACCAAAGACAGAACUGAACGAGUGUCCCUUUAAAAGCCGUUGAAAACCAAGCCAGUAUAGAGGCACAGCUGGACCUUUUUUUUUUUCAUUGUACAUUUUUCAUGAGAGAAAGAAAAUAUUUAAGGAAGAGAGAAACAAUGGAUGAAGGAAGGGAUUUUCAAACACAUGGGAGUUGGCAGCGUGCUCUGUAUUCUAGUGCUUUUUGCUGAUGCGCUCUAAGACAGAAGUAUGAAGCGACUGUUCAGUGUCCCCAUUCCCUUCUGUCUCUACUGUGUCACAAUGUCUCUGUCUCCUGUCCUCGUGGUCUGUUUCCUCCCCUGUGCUUGUGUCAUGGAUCCACCCCCACCCCCCACCCCCACCAUCCCUUUUUUGUCAGCUUUUAUUGACUGAUUCAGUUCACCAUAGGAAUAUGGUGUGACCCCCACCCUACCCCACCCCCUCCCAGGAUGCUUGUUAUGUGUUUGAGUAACUUAUUGUGGUGACAAUUUUCUAUAUUUAAAAAAGAAUACUGUGGACUUUUAGGUGGCUUAACAUUUUAUAGGAUAUGUCAUAUUUGUAAAAGUGGAAAAAAAAAUAGAAAAAAAAAACAACAUAUAUACAAAAAAUGAACAUCUUCCCUUUCUUGCACAGGGCAUGUACAAACACAAUUAUGUACAAAAAGGACCCUUUUUGUGGGCUUGUACUCUUUCCCUUCAGCUACAUAACUUCUUUCUGGUACAUGCUUCUGGGAGGUUUUCUUUUCUUGGUUUCCUCCAGAGGUGGUUUUUAUUAGGUGAACCUAUCUGUUGCAUGGGAGAAAGCAGGGAAUUCUGGUCUAGAGCUGCAUGAUGUAGGCUAUGUGUAUUAACCCAUGUUGGAUCAUGUGUUCCAAACUACCAGGCUAAAUCUGAUAAAACAACAUGUACAGACAGGCUAUGUGGCUGUCUGAUACCUUCCAGUUGUUUAUUAUUUGUUGUAUACACAAAAUGCACUGAAUAAAAUGUUUAUAUUAAGAUA
This is a messenger RNA of Myripristis murdjan (pinecone soldierfish), 3352 nucleotides long. RefSeq names its product fibroblast growth factor 13a (gene fgf13a). The coding region runs from base 709 to 1449 and encodes 246 amino acids. The transcript has 5 exons. Lineage: Eukaryota; Metazoa; Chordata; Actinopteri; Holocentriformes; Holocentridae. The record is from RefSeq and is a predicted model, not a curated record. Gene Ontology annotation, molecular function: growth factor activity.